Messenger RNA from Chrysochloris asiatica (Cape golden mole), 1329 nucleotides. RefSeq names its product transmembrane protease serine 11B-like protein-like. Gene Ontology annotation, cellular component: extracellular region; plasma membrane. Lineage: Eukaryota; Metazoa; Chordata; Mammalia; Afrosoricida; Chrysochloridae. Gene Ontology annotation, biological process: proteolysis. Gene Ontology annotation, molecular function: serine-type endopeptidase activity. The transcript has 10 exons. The record is from RefSeq and is a predicted model, not a curated record. The coding region runs from base 1 to 1329 and encodes 442 amino acids.
AUGCAUUACGGCUUGCAGGCCAUGUGUUACAGCUUGCAGGCCAUGCGUUACAACUGGCAUGCAUGGCGUUACAGCUGGCCAGUCCCAGCUACUCCAUCUUCUCGUACAUCUUUGCCACUAUGGAUGAUUGCCCUCAUUGUGUUUGGGGUGUUGGCAAUUCUAGGAAUAACCAUUGGCCUUCUGGUUCAUUUUCUGGCAGUAGAAAACAGGACCUACUAUUAUCAAGGUAGCUUUAAAGUGUUGAAUAUCCCAUAUAAUAGCAAUUAUAAAAGAGAGACUUCACAAGAAACUAACCGACUUAGCAAAAUUCUUGAGACCAAGAUGAUGGAUGCAUUUGACAAUUCUGAUAUUUACAGACAAUAUAUCAAUUCUCAAGUCAUCACAUUGGUUCCUGAUAGCAAUAGUGUGACAGCUCAGAUAUGGCUGGUAUUCAAGGGAUCCAGAGCAAUGAAGGAAAAUACAAAAAGAAGAAUUGAAAGCAUUUUAUAUCAGAUGCUGAGUAACCAUUCAGGAUCUGUGACUACAGAUCCUAAAUCUCUUAGAAUUCUAGAACUCAGUAAGACCAAUGCUGAAAAGAUUAUCAACAACUGCUGUGGGAGACGAGCAAGGAUGUCAGCUACAUAUGACAGAGUCAAGGGGGGCUCCAAUGCUCAGGAAGGAGAGUGGCCAUGGCAAGCAAGUCUCAAAAUGAAUGGAAAACACUACUGCGGGGCAUCUUUGAUCAGUGACAGAUACCUGGUGACUGCAGCUCACUGCUUUAAAAAGUCUAAAAACCCCAGAAACUACACAGUCAGCUUUGGCACUAGAGUAAACCCUCCCUACAUGAAACAUUAUGUUCAAAAAAUCGUUAUUCAUGAAGACUACAAACCAAAUGAGCAUCAUGAUGAUAUUGCAGUUAUACUGCUCACCGAAAAAGUUGUAUUUAAUAAUGAUGUACAUCGAGUUUGUCUGCCUGAAGCCUCCCAGAUUUUUCUACCAGGUGAAGGUGUUGUUGUUACAGGAUGGGGAGCACUGUCUCAUAAUGGUGAGUACCCAGUAUUACUUCAAAAAGCACCAGUGAAAAUUAUUGAUACAAAUACUUGUAAUUCGAAAGAAGCAUAUAAUGGUUUGAUAUGGGACACAAUGAUAUGUGCUGGAUACAUGGAAGGAAACAUUGAUGCCUGCCAGGGUGAUUCUGGAGGACCACUAGUUUAUCCCAAUUCUCGAAAUAUUUGGUACCUGGUUGGAAUAGUGAGCUGGGGGACUGAAUGUGGUCAAAUCAAUAAGCCAGGAGUCUAUACACGAGUGACCUCCUACCGCAACUGGAUUGCCUCCAAGACUGGCGUCUAA